Ceraceosorus guamensis is the source of this 620-nucleotide messenger RNA. RefSeq names its product cytochrome b5. Gene Ontology annotation, cellular component: endomembrane system; membrane. The coding region runs from base 101 to 442 and encodes 113 amino acids. The transcript has 4 exons. The record is from RefSeq and is a predicted model, not a curated record. Lineage: Eukaryota; Fungi; Basidiomycota; Exobasidiomycetes; Ceraceosorales; Ceraceosoraceae.
CUCUUCAUCAACGCAUAGACCAGGCACGGCUUUUCUCACGCGGUGCUCUUUCCAGCACGAACACGGCAUAACACAUCGCAGCGCAGAGCACACAAGCAUGAUGGAGCCUACCACUCACCCCACCCACCCCCCAAAGGAUGACCCAUUCACCGCUGAAGAGCUGGCAAAGUACGACGGAAAGGAUGAGAAUGUGCCGGUCUAUGUUGCCAUCAAGGGUCAGAUCUUUGAUGUGACGCCAAAACGAGAAAUGUACUCUCCCGGCAAGGGCUACUCGAUCUUUGCGGGUAAAGACGCAUCUCGGGCUCUGGGCAUGUCCAGCCUCAAGGCCGAGGAUGCUAAUGCGGAUUACAGCACGCUGGACGAGAAGCAGAUGAAGGUGCUGGAUGAUUGGGUCGCCUACUACACGAAGAGGUAUAACAUCGUCGGAAAGCUCGUCAAGUAGGUCUACACGCACGCAGAUCGCCAUUUUGCAGCACGCUUAGACAAUGGGAAAUGUGCAAGGAGGGGUCAGGGAUCUAGAAUUGUCCAUGUGGAGACUUGCUCCAUCGUGCAGUUCAUACCUCCAUCUACUGCAGCUUUUGCAUGAUCAUGUCCCAUACAUCUAGCUCAAGCGCGGCGUC